Molecule: messenger RNA, 930 nt
Organism: Penicillium taxi
Lineage: Eukaryota; Fungi; Ascomycota; Eurotiomycetes; Eurotiales; Aspergillaceae
Product: putative mitochondrial methylglutaconyl-CoA hydratase (Auh)
Exons: 2
Coding region: 1-930 (309 amino acids)
Biological process (GO): fatty acid beta-oxidation
Cellular component (GO): mitochondrion
Molecular function (GO): enoyl-CoA hydratase activity
Source: RefSeq, a predicted model, not a curated record
AUGGCUUUCUUCCUUUCUCCCCGACUUGUUCUUACUCCCCUUGCCAGGACUUCUCGCCCAGCUGCAGUAUACCGGGUUUUUGUCUCGCGAUACAGCACUAGUACGGAAGAUGAUGUAAUUAAGAUCCAGCAGAUCCCUGCCCCAGGGUCCGGUCAUGUGCGUGUGCUGCAGCUGAAUAGGCCUCAAGCCCGCAAUGCAAUCUCGCGUCACCUGCUCGAAACCCUAUCCAAGAACAUCAAGUCCAUCGCCGCGGAGGAAGGCAAUGGGCCUACCCGGGCUCUAGUGGUAGCGAGCAAUAUUGACUCCGCAUUCUGUUCAGGCGCAGAUCUGAAAGAGCGCGCCAAAAUGACACAAGCUCAAACCGAAGACUUCCUCUUGAAUCUGCGCACCGCCUUCAAAGAAUUAUCCGCCCUUCAAAUCCCUACCAUCUCUGCUAUCUCCUCCAUGGCCCUGGGUGGCGGUCUUGAGUUGGCUCUGUGCACUCACCUUCGCGUCUUCGGCUCUACAAGUCUCGUCGGUCUUCCCGAAACCCGCCUGGCUAUCAUCCCGGGCGCAGGAGGUACUUACCGCCUGCCCGCGCUCAUCGGAAUGAAUCGCGCGCGCGACCUCAUUCUGACCGGGCGCCGGGUGUCUGGUCCAGAGGCCUACUUCCUGGGACUCUGUGACCGGCUAGUUGAAAUUCUUCCCGAGGAAGGGCCCCAGGAAGGCGUGGCACGCGAGCGAGUUCUACGCGAGAGUAUCAACCUGGCGCUAGAAAUUUGUGAGGGUGGACCUAUCGCUAUCAAGCAGGCUUUGCUAGCAGUUGAGGGGUCGCCACUCGGCGAGCUGGCAGAGAAUCGGGCGUAUGAGGGCGUGGUCGAAACAGAAGAUCGGUAUGAAGCAUUGCGCGCUUUCGUGGAAAAGCGCAAGCCUGUUUUCCGAGGCCGUUGA